Molecule: messenger RNA, 1857 nt
Organism: Zea mays
Lineage: Eukaryota; Viridiplantae; Streptophyta; Magnoliopsida; Poales; Poaceae
Product: small nucleolar ribonucleoprotein complex subunit
Exons: 1
Coding region: 70-1683 (537 amino acids)
Biological process (GO): positive regulation of transcription by RNA polymerase I; rRNA processing
Cellular component (GO): nucleolus
Molecular function (GO): protein binding
Source: RefSeq, marked provisional
AUAAACCCUCUCCUCAUUCCGCUAGGGUUUCUCCCAAAAUCGCCGCCGCAGCCGCCGCCGCCAUCAGCCAUGGCCGCUGACACUUCGAAGCCCUUCUUCCCGGCGGCGCCGCACUCGGCUCUCCGCCCCUCCAGGAGCGCCGCCUCGCGCGCGUUCCCUGAGAGCUCCUACUGGCGCGCCUUCCGCUCCUCGGAGCUCGUGUCCGACGCCGGCUUCCCCGUCACCGAUCUCACCUUCGCCUCCUCUGUGGAAGACAGAGCUGCCCCUACCCUCGCCGCUUCCUGGUCCACCUCCGUGCACGUCUUCUCCUCCGACCCCCUCGAGAAGCUCCGUAGGAUCUCUGUCGCGGGCGAUCUCGCCUUCUCCCCGUCCUUCCGCUGCGACGGCGCCCUCCUCGCCACCGGAGACAAGAAGGGUGUCGUCCGCGUAUUCCGCGCCGACAAGGCCGCCACGGGGGCCCUCCGCACGCUGCGCGCCCACGCCGCCGAGACCCGCGUGGUCCGGUACCCAGUCGCUGGCGGCGACAAGCUUCACCUCCUCACCGCCGGCGACGACGCGCUCCUCGCCUACUGGGACGUGCCCUCGGAGACUCCCGUCUUCUCCAUCCCCGCCGCGCACCAGGACUACAUUCGCGGCGGUGCGGCCUCCCCUGCUGAUCACAACAUUUUCGCCACUGGCUCUUACGACCGCAGCGUCAAAUUGUGGGAUGCCCGCACCAGCAAUACCGGCCCAUCUUUGUCCUUCUCCCACGGGGAAUUGGUGGAAAGCGUGCUAUUCCUUCCGUCCGGCGGGCUGCUGGCCACGGCCGGAGGGAACGUGGUCAAGAUUUGGGACGUCAUUGGUGGUGGCUGGCUCGUGCACUCUGUGGAGAGCCAUGUCAAGACAGUGAUGGACCUGACUCUUGGCAAGAUGGUCAACACUGGGGAGAUGCGGCUGCUUAGUGCGGGCAUUGAUGGGUAUGUGAAGAGCUUUGAUUUUGGGAAGCUUAAGAUGACACACUCCUUGCGGUACCCUCAGCCGCUCCUUUCUGUGGCUGUCUCGCCCUGUGGGUCUGUGGUGGUGGCAGGGUCUGCGAAAGGGAAGAUUUAUAUGAGAAAUAGGAAGAAGAAGGCUGUGGAUGAGGAAGAGCAAGGGAUGAAAUCUGUUGGUGGUGCGAUUGACUGGGUAUCUCCAGAGCCGGAGAAGUCAGUGUUGAGGCCAAAUUACUUUAGGUACUUCCGCCGUGGGCAGAAUGAGAAGGCAAAGGAGGGUGACUUUGUGAUUGAGAAGCCGAAGAAGGUGAAAUAUGCAGAGCAUGAUAAGUUACUGAGAAAGUUCAGGCACAAGGAUGCUCUGGUUUCAGCAUUGGUCAAGAACAACCCGAGGAGUGUUGUGGCUGUUAUGGAGGAGCUGGUUUCAAGAAGAAAGCUCAUAAGAUGCAUCGGGAAUUUGGAUAAUGAGGAACUUGGUCUUCUUUUGGAGUUCCUUCACCGGAAUGCAACUUUGCCAAGGUAUGCUAAGUUGUUGUUGUGUUUGGCAAACAAGGUUGUGGAGAUGCGCGAGGCUGAUAUCCGAUCAGAUGAGAAGCUGAAGGUGCAUAUGAGGAAUCUUAAGAGAAUGGUUGCAGAGGAGAUUCAGAUACAGCACAUGCUGCAGGGCAUUCAAGGGAUGAUUUCACCAAUGCUUGCACUUGCAACCAGAUGAAAAGGUGCUUUUGUUUCAAACAAGGAAUUUUUGUUAUAUGUUAGUUUGCAGGAGGCCCCUGCAUGCGAUAUGUACUGCUUUGAAAAAUUAUGUUUGCUAUUGGAUAGUGAAGUAUGCCAGAUGGUUGAGAUACUCUGUUCUGUCAUUCUAUGCUAUUGUUUAUCUGGUUUAACA